Messenger RNA from Olea europaea var. sylvestris, 1722 nucleotides. RefSeq lists its product as uncharacterized. Bases 576 to 1409 code for a protein of 277 amino acids. The record is from RefSeq and is a predicted model, not a curated record. NCBI's taxonomy places the organism in Eukaryota, Viridiplantae, Streptophyta, Magnoliopsida, Lamiales, Oleaceae. The transcript is spliced from 5 exons.
UUUUUUUUUUUUCCUUAGUUUUUUUUAUUAGAAGAUAUCCUAUAAAUUUUAUUUUUGCCCCCCUAAGCCAAGUCGUCUGGGUCCGCCCCUGUAUGGAGCUACCCUGGAUCCUUCAGCAUACGCAUAUUCUUGCUACUUACAGUACACUCAACACGUAUUUAUUUAUUGUCCUAUUCUACGUCAACUUUACGGUAUACAUUUCUGCUUAUAAUUAAAGAGAUGGAUGUCACUAGGAGUGGAAAAAUCGGGUGGUUUGGUGUUAUUGCAAAUGUAACUUGAACUGUUAUCUUCACUGAAGCAGCAAAACUCUGACUAGUAACUUCAACUCGUACAGUAUUGGGAUCUAUAUAUCUUUCUUUAACCCUGUUUUAAUUGUAACUUGACAAGUCUUCUCUAGCCCUACGAUGCUUAUUAUGGGAAGAGAUAGAUACCAAAUCAACACUACCAUCCUCACCAUUUCCAUUUCAAUGCUGAAGGUGCUCAGGAUAUGGCAGCUAUGUUGGGCGUUGUGUCAACUAUGGAACAUAGAGAGGAAAUUCACGAUCCUCUGACGAAGCCCGAUGCCGACAAGUUGAAUGCUACCUAUCUUGCUGUUCAUGGAAGCACUAUUUUGGGAUGUCCGUUGUGGCAGAGAACCUCGGCACUUUCAUAAUGAACUUUGCCUCUGGUUGUUGAAAGCUAAUUCAUUUGCUACCACAAUAUCUACUAAUAUCGAUUCAAUUCUCAUGCUUAAUGGGACAAACUUCAAGGAUUGGAUGGAGAACGUAUUGAUUGUUCUUGGCUACAUGGAUUUUGACCUUGCACUUCGGAUUGAGCAACUCACUCCUCUUAUGGAAGAAAGUUCUCCUGAUAAAAGGAGAAACUUUGAGAAGUGGGAUUGUUUAAAUUGCAUGAGUCUAAUGAUCAUUAAGCGCGGCAUUUCGAAAGCCUUUAGAGGUGCAAUAUCCGAAGAGAUAGCUAAUGCUAAGGAGUUCCUUGCCGAAAUUGAGAAAUGUUUUGCGAAAAAUGAUAAGGCUGAAACAAGCAUGCUUUUGCAAAGCUUGAUUUCAAUGAAGUAUAAAGGCAAGGGGAACAUAAGGGAGUACAUCAUGGAGAUGUCUCACAUUGAUUCAAAACUUAAAGGGCUAAAGCUUGAGCUGUCUGAUGACUUGCUCGUGCAUUUGGCAUUGAUCUCGCUUCCUGCACAGUUCAGUCAAUUUAAGGCCAGUUAUAACUGUCAGAAGGAGAAAUUGUCUCUAAAUGAGCUCAUUUCAUAUUGUGUGCAAGAGGAAGAAAGGUUAAAGCAAGAUAGAAUUGAAGUUGCUAACUUGGCAAACACUUCUAAGGAUAAGGACAAGAAAAAGAUGAAGGAAUAUGAAGCUGCUCCUAAGAGUCCAGCACAAAAGAAACAAAAAAAAAAAGAUAAAUGAACUUGUUUCUUUUGUAAUAAGGCUGGACACGUGAAGAAUGUCUAUGCCAAAUAUCAUGCAUGGUGUGCAAAGAAAGGGCUGCCCGAGCUACCGAAAAUCAAGUGAUGGUGAAAGAUAUAUCUAUGUGGGUGAUGGCAAAUCGGUGGAAGUUGAUGCAAUAGGCACUUUUAGGUUAUUAUUGGGAACUGGUUAUUAUUUGGAUUUGCAAGACACUUUUGUUGUGCCGUCUUUUAGACGGAAUUUAAUUUCUAUUUCUUUGUUGGAUAAAUUUGGAUAUUGUUGUUCAUUUGAAAACAAUCAAUUUAGUCUUUCA